GAUGUCCUAGCUCUGCUAGAGCCUCGACAGAGCUGUCACACCAUAGGAAUGCAGCGUUCAGGGUUACAGGCUCCUAUGUGCACAGCGAAUCCUUAACUUGGGGAUUUGGCAGAGGGAUUUCUCUUAACCUAAACCAGAAAAUGAGCCUGAUAUUUGCAACCUCAUUCUCUCCCUGUCCUCUCAGGAAGUACUUUUCUUUCUUUCUUUUUUUUCUUUGCUGUACCGGGGAUCAAACUCAGGACCUUGUGCUUAGGAGACAGGCACGUUGCCACUGAGCUAAAUCCCCGGCCAGAAAGUACUUUUCUUACGUCAUGGAAUGAAUGGUCCUUGAAUUGCACAGGAAGGAAACUUGUUGCACAGAGUGAAAAAGGACAGUCAGUGAAGGCUGUUUCCCCUUGGCCCACUAAAUGAAUCUGAGAAAGGCAAUGAGAAGAGAAAUUGAAACCCAUAUGGUCUCUGGCUCUCCCUGCCCUGUGCGGAAGUUGUAGGAGGAAGUGCUCUGACAUCUCUUCCUUCAAGUCUGGACACUGUGGCUACUGUCUCUGCCCCUACUACCUACCCCCCUGUAUGUUACUGAAAAAUGAUCAGACACCACUGCUCCUGCUCCCACAGGAGCACUGGGCAGGUUUGAUGCAACCAUUCACCUCUGCUGGCCUGAGCUCCAGCAUUUUUCUUCCCCGGACACAGGAGGCAUACACAGAAUACCUGAGGAGCGUUCACUACAUCUCCCAGGUGCUACUGGAGGAAGUGGAAUCAACUAAAGAAGCCUGGGAAAUAGUGGCCCCUGACACUUCAAAGAUGCUGAAGCUGGCGGAGCAGUGUCUGGAGCGGGCCCGGUCAACAGCUGCCAAGCUCGGGAAGACACGCCAGAAGCCAGCGGUACCCAUGGCUGCUACGGCGCCACCUAUUGGCCGACACCGCAGAGUGUGCUCCGAUGAAGGAGGGAAGCUCUCUCCUUUCGUGCCGCCUGAGAUCUUCCAGAAGCUUCAGGCAGUCGAGUCCCAAAACUCUAAGAAAGCAAGGGAACUGACACCACUGGAGGAGGCCUCCCUGCAGAACCAGAAACUGAAGGCCACCUACGAGGCCCGGAUGGCCCGUCUGGACCCCAGCCAGGCCACACAGAAGACGUCGCUGACCCUGUCUCUGCAGCGGCAGAUGAUGGAGAACCUGGUGAUCGCCAGAGCCCGCGAGGAGACGCUGCAGCGGAAGAUGGAGGAACGCCGGCUGCGGCUCCAGGAGGCCGCCAACAGGAAGUUCUGUAGUCAGGUCGCCUUGACCCCCGAGGAGCGAGAACAGAGGGCCCUCUAUGCAGCCAUCCUUGAGUACGAGCAAGACCAUGAUUGGCCGAAGCACUGGAGGGCCAAACUCAAGAGGAGCCCAGGGGACCUAUCUCUGGUGACCAGCCUGGUCUCACACCUGCUCAGCCUUCCUGACCACCCGAUCUCGCAGCUGCUGAAGAAACUGCAGUGUGCAGUGUACAAGGCACUGUAUCCCGUUGUGAGCCAUGGCGCUAUUGGUGCUAUGUCUGCCCCAGGAUGCUGCUCCCUGCCCUCGGAUGCUGACAGGCUGCUGGCUCCUGGGAGCCGGCGCCUCCGCUCCUCCCAGAGCCUGUACUGCAUGUUGUCACCCCCAGAGCCCAAUGUGGCCCCACAGCCCCAGGAUGGACCCCUUGACACCCCCCUACUUCUCCCCGGGACCCUGGAGAGAGGGACAGAUGGCAGCCCAGCCAGGCCCCCCUCACCCUUGGUAGAUACUUUGUCCUACCUGCCGGACAAGGACAGCUCCUUCGAGGACCUGGAGCAGUUCCUGGCUACAUCAGAGAGGUGGAGCUGGGGCUCCGGGCCACAGGUGACACAGAGGGAGCCCUUGCUGGAGUGUCUGAAGAGCACAGUGAAGGACAUUCACAAUGCCAUCGACAGGCUGCUCUCGCUGACCCUCCUGGCCUUUGAGAGCCUGAACACAGCUGCCUGCAAAGACCGUUGCCUGGCCUGCCUCGAGGAGCCCUUCUUCUCCCCACUGUGGCCUCUGCUGCUGGCCCUGUACAGGAGCGUGCACCAUGCUCGGGAGGCCGCCCUGAGCAGGAGCAUGGAGCUCUACCGGAACGCACCCCCCACAGCCCUGGGUAUCCCCACCAAGCUCCUCCCCCAGGAACCGGAGGCCAAGGGGGGUGCCAGCUACCCCUACUGCAGCGCGGCCCAGGAGCUGGGGCUGCUGGUCCUGGAGAGCUGCCCGCAGAAGAAGCUGGGCUGCAUCGUGAGGACCCUGCGGGUCAUCUGUGUCUGUGCUGAAGACUACUGCCGUGCCCAGGAGCCCACGCCUGAGGCCAGACCCCAAACCCCUGCAGCUGCCAUUGGUGCGGAUGACUUGCUGCCCAUCUUGUCCUUUGUGGUACUGAGGAGCGGCCUUCCCCAGCUGGUAUCAGAAUGCGCAGCCCUGGAGGAAUUCACCCAUGAGGGAUACCUGAUUGGAGAGGAAGGUUACUGCCUGACGUCACUGCAGAGUGCCUUGAACUACGUGGAGCUGCUGCCACAGGGGGCCCUGGGCAAGUAGAGGCUGGACCAUAGGGACAGCUCAUUGCCCGCUGAAGAUGACCCCUUGGCCUCCAUGGUGCUCUGCACUCGGUUGCCGGGCACCAAGGGCAGCCAGCUGUAGUGGACCCUUGGCCCUGGCCUCUUUCCUGGUCCACAGCUGCCCCCACGGCUCAGGGUGGCCUCUUUCUGCAGCAGGAUGGGCACGUCAGCUCCCUGUACCCUGCUGUCCCAUGCUGGCCUCUGAGGCCCUGGGAAGGAAGCCUGGAGUUGCCCACCCACAGGGGCAUUGCACAGAGGGACCAGAGUUGAGAGUGAGAGCCAGCCUCCCCUGCCUGAGCCUGGGCACAGAUCCUGCUGUUUAUUCACUGGGCAGUGGCUGCCCUGCUCGCUGCACCCCUCCCUGCCAGGACCCCCACCCUGGCUCACAGUGGCAGUGGUCAGUGAACCUUCUGGGCCCCAGCCAACUCCCACCCUGUCCUGCCCAGCCCAGGUUGGCGUGAGUUCAUGUGGCCGCCAACUGGGCCCAAAAUAAAGAGGUCACUGCAGUUUG
Messenger RNA from Heterocephalus glaber (naked mole-rat), 3081 nucleotides. Lineage: Eukaryota; Metazoa; Chordata; Mammalia; Rodentia; Bathyergidae. The record is from RefSeq and is a predicted model, not a curated record.